CACACACACACACCCUCUGUGCUCAAACACAGACAGAGGCUGUUAAGCUGCAUGUACACUGAUGCCCUUCUCCUGCCAGGCUGCAUGAACACUGGUGCCCUUCUCCUCAAUACCCUGCAACUGACAGCACAACCAGUCCCUUCAACAGAUUUUUGACUGAGAGCACAACAAGGAUAUCUCCAUCUCUGCUCUAGUAGGGAAUCAAUAACUGUGAUUUCUUUAUUACUGCACUAGGAUUGGAGACUGGACUCAUCUCUAUUUUGAACCAGACCCACAGCUAAGGAAUAUCCAUCUCUGCCCUUGAACUAGAAUGUGGACCCUAAACUGGGGCAUAUCCAUCAGUACCCCAGCUAGGUCUCCCCUGUCAGUAGUGUAACUAAAGCUUCCUUUCACUGCCGUGCUCUGAGCCAACAUAUCUUCAUCACUUUCAUAGGCUACAGCCUGAGCCCCAUAGGGUAUCCUCAUCUUGUAGUGUGACGCACAGAAGGUGCAGUCUCAGUUCCUCCUCACCAUUACCCUGGCACCGGAUCACUAGCUAGGGUGGCCUCACAAUCACACUUUUAUUUCUUUAUCAAUUUUCCUUUGACUGGACCUAGAGCUAAAACACCUUAAUCCUUGAUAUAGGACCCAGAGCUUGUACCUACUACAAAGUGCCCUUCACUACAGAGGGGCAUCAAGUGCAGUAUCCUGGGACUGGAUUCAUCAUUGAGGUAUCUUCAGCACUAACUUGGGACUGGAUUCAUAAAUGGGGUAUCUUCAGCACUACCCUAGGACUGGAUUAAUAAGUGGGGCAUUUACAGUAAGUGCUCAGGCAGCUGGUACACACUACAACUUGCUGUUCUAGGGCAUCUAGAAGAAACGGGUUACAACUACAGCUGGGUUUGUUUUCUUGGAACUGGACUUGGAGCUGACACAUCUUUAUUACUGUUCUGGACUUGGGCCAAAUGCUAACACACGGCUGUCAAUACCCUGGGUUUCUUUAUUAAUCCCACAGGAGUCUCCCUCACCCAGGACACCCAAACCUCAGCACUGGGAUUAGACUCACAUCCAGGUCGUCCCAGUGCCCAUGGAAUGCACUUUAUAAUACCCUGAAGGUAUUGGUUCCAGGGGAUAACAAGCACAAGGGUCCCUACACUGCAAGAAGUACUGAUCAUGAUCAGUAGAUAGCAUUGUACAAGAUGACCAUGGCUCCCCGGAAAAGGAGUCGUCAUGCGUUGGGGUUCCUGUGCUGCUUCGGAAGCAGCGAACACCCUGAAAUCAACCUUAAGGAUAACAGCCCUCUGCAGUUCCUGGAGUUCACAGGGCCCAUGCCCUCAGCAGAAGAGCUCAAUGCCAGGUUCUCCGAGCUGGUGGAUGAGUUGGAUCUCACAGACAAGAACAGAGAAGCUAUGUUUGCACUUCCUCCAGAGAAGAAAUGGCAGAUCUACUGUAGCAAGAAAAAGGAACAGGAAGACCCGAACAAACUGGCUACAAGCUGGCCGGAUUAUUACAUUGACCGGAUCAACUCGAUGGCAGCAAUGCAGACGCUAUAUGCCUUCGAUGAAGAAGAUACACAGAUGAGGAAUAAAAUAGUAGAAGACUUGAAGACAGCACUGCGCACUCAGCCAAUGAGGUUUGUGACCAGGUUCAUUGAGCUGGAUGGUUUAACUUGCUUGCUGAACUUCCUCAAGAGCAUGGACUAUGAAACAUCGGAGAGCCGCAUACAUACAUCCGUUAUAGGAUGCAUCAAGGCCCUGAUGAACAACUCCCAAGGGAGGGCGCAUGUCCUGGCUCAUCCUGAGAGCAUUAACAUUAUCUCCCAGAGCUUACGGACUGAGAACAUUAAAACCAAGAUUGCAGUCUUAGAGAUACUUGGAGCUGUCUGUCUGGUCCCAGAUGGCCACAAGAAGGUUCUACAGGCCAUGCUUCAUUAUCAAGUGUUUGCUGCUGAGCGAACACGAUUCCAGACACUGCUGAAUGAAUUAGACAGAAGUAUGGGAAGAUACCGUGAUGAAGUGAAUCUGAAAACCGCUAUAAUGUCCUUUAUUAAUGCCGUCCUGAAUGCUGGUGCUGGAGAGGAUAAUUUGGAAUUCCGAUUACACCUGCGUUACGAGUUUCUGUUGCUCGGUAUCCAGCCAGUGAUUGAAAAGCUAAGAAAACAUGAAAAUGCAACCUUGGACAGGCACUUGGAUUUCUUUGAAAUGGUCAGAAAUGAAGAUGAAUUGGAGCUGGCAAAGAGGUUUGAGAUGAGUCACAUAGACACAAAAAGCGCCUCUCAGAUGUUUGAACUGAUUAAGAAGAAACUGAAGCACACAGAUGGCUACCCGUACCUACUCUCUAUCCUUCAGCACUGUUUGCAGAUGCCAUAUAAGAGGAAUGGAGGGGACUUCCAACAAUGGCAGCUGCUAGACAGGAUUCUGCAGCAGAUUGUUCUGCAGGAUGAAAAGGGAGAUGACCCAGAUGUGGCACCACUGGAAAACUUCAACGUGAAGAAUAUUAUUAAAAUGUUAGUAAAUGAAAAUGAGGUGAAACUGUGGCGAGAACAAGCAGAGAAAUUCAGAAAAGAGCAUACGGAACUCUCCUGUCGAUUGGAGAAGAAAGAAAGAGAAUGUGAGACAAAGACACAAGAAAAGGAAGAAAUGAUGAAGACCUUAAAUAAAAUGAAGGACAAGCUGCAAAAAGAAUCAGCAGAACUUCGCCAGGCCCGGGAUCAGAUGGUGGACUUGAUGUCCCAGUUAAAUGAGCUCACGAAUGGUGGAACAAUAUCCUUCCCACCUCCCCCUCCCCCGCCUCCAGGAGGUCCCUUGGUUCUUCCAUCACUUUCUGAGAGUUUACCACCCCCACCCCCUCCCCAACCCUUCUCCUGCUUUCCUCCGCCACCUCCUCCUCCACCACCCCCGGGAGGACCACCACCCCCACCUGGGGCACCUCCUUUCUUCAGCAUGGGCAUCCAGGCACCUCCACUCAACUCUUUUAGCUGUGGCACAAAUUUGAGAAAGAAGUCAAUUCCUCAGCCAUCAAAUCCUUUGAAGUCCUUCAACUGGUCCAAACUAAAUGAGGACAAAAUCAAUGGAACUAUCUGGAAUGACAUUGAUGAUGUUCGUGCUUUCAAGAUGUUAGACCUGGAUGAGUUUGAAAGAAUGUUCUCUGCAUAUCAGCGGCACCAGGAUCUGCUAACUAACACUUCUCUGAAGCAGAAAGACAUGGAUUCCAUGGAAGACCUGUACUUGUCCACACGCAAAGUCAAAGAGCUCUCGGUAAUUGAUGGGCGUAGGGCUCAGAACUGUGUCAUUCUGCUCUCUAAGCUGAAAUUGUCCAAUGAAGAAAUCAAGAAAGCAAUUAUGGAAAUGGAUGAGCAGGAGGAUCUCCCCCGAGAUAUGUUGGAGCAGCUCUUGAAAUUUAUUCCUGAAAAGAGUGAUAUUGAUCUUCUAGAGGAGCACAAGCACGAGAUUGACCGCAUGGCGAGAGCUGACCGUUUCCUGUUUGAGAUGAGCAGAAUCGAUCACUACCAGCAUCGGCUACAGGCUUUGUUUUUCAAGAAGAAGUUUCCUGAAAGAAUCGCUGAGACCAAACCCAAGGUUGAAGCCCUGCUUAUGGCCUGCAAGGAGCUGACGCGGAGCAAGCGCUUAAAACAGCUGCUAGAAGUGGUCUUAGCGUUUGGAAAUUACAUGAACAAAGGUCAACGGGGAAAUGCAUUUGGAUUUAAAGUUUCAAGCUUAAAUAAAAUAAUAGAUACUAAAUCCAGCAUAGACAGGAAUAUCACGCUGCUGCAUUAUUUAAUUAUGAUAUUUGAGAAGACCUACCCUGAUAUACUAAACAUUCAGAGCGAGCUGGAGCAUCUCACAGAGGCAGCCAAAGUCAAUUUGGCCGAACUAGAAAAGGAAGUGAACAACAUCAAGAAUGGACUAAAAGCUGUGGAGUCUGAACUUGAAUAUCAGAAAAGACAAUACAGAGAAUCAGGUGAUCGUUUUGUUCCCGUCAUGAGUGACUUCAUUACAGUGGCCAGCUUCAGCUUCUCAGAACUGGAAGACCUGCUGAGCGAGGCCAGAGAUAAGUACGCCAAGGCAAUGAAGCAUUUCGGAGAAGCUGAGGGCAAAAUGCAGCCAGAUGAGUUUUUUGGCAUCUUUGACACCUUUGUGCAGUCGUUUGUAGAAGCAAAGCAAGACCUGGAGAAUAUGAGGAAGAAAAAAGAGGAAGAGGAGCGAAGGGCUCGUAUGGAGGCUAUGCUCAAGGAUCAACGUGAGAAAGAACGAAGGCUUAAAAAGGCAAAAGCUGGAAGCAUAUCCGAAGAGGGUGGAGAGUUUGAUGACUUGGUAUCAGCAUUGAGAUCUGGUGAAGUCUUUGACAAGGAUUUAUCCAAACUCAAAAGGAACCGCAAACGCUCAGGGAACCAAAUUUUGGACACUAGCAGAGAGAGAGCAGUUACCAAGCUAAAUUAUUAAGGGAAUAUAUAGAUAUAUAUAUAUAAAUAAUCCAAAAUAACGUGUAAGAAUAGCUGGCGGUGGAUGAUUCCUUCUCCCAUUAAAAGGAUCAAUUCUGUUAAGGAACAAAAAACUUUACCUGCUUUCCUUGAUAGGUCACAAAGAAACAUUUAGAAGUGCCUCAGUGGAGCAAUUAAAUUCCGGAAAAAUGAGUAAAGUUAGUGUCCAAAAUGGUGUUAGAUGAUUUGCAGCAGAACAUAUGGUAAGCCACAACAACCAUGAGUACUGUUUGCUGCAGUCAUAUAUUAUUAGUGCCAAAUAUAUAUAUAUUUUUUUGCACAAUCCAACAUUUCGAAAGUAAAUUGACUUUGUAAGUUUUAUUAUAUAUGGGCUAGUUUACCAGAUUCCCAAAAGAAAACAGACUCUAUAGCCUGGAAUAUGAGUAAAACAGCUUUGUAGGCCAGUUUUUGUGGUCAAACACCAAGGUAAGGAAGCCUACAGAAUGGUGAAGGAUAUGAGUUGUAUCAUAGAAUUCCAAAAAGAAGUAUGGUUUAUCCUUCACUUAAACCUGUACCCAUAAAUAAAAGGGAGAAAAAAACAUUAUAAAUAAUAUUCCUACAUCUUAAGCAAUUCACAAUUAUCUGUAUCACUGCAGAUAGUUUUGUUUUUUACUUAUACAAAUACAAGAAAACACACACACAAGUCAUGAGAGUCCAAACACACUUGUGCACACAAACGUACCAAAAAAGACACACAAACUAAUUCCAAGACUCCCCUCAAACUUCUGAUAAGCCAACAAAAUCAAACAAACAUUGUACAACUGCAAAACUAUGCACUUUUUAUCUUACAAGUUUGGCUGGUAAUAUCCUUCCAAGACAUAGCCAACUUGCAAACUUACUAGCAGGCUAUACAUACUUUUAUUUCAAAAGCACAAGAUGUAACCACUCAAAAAUAUCUGCAACAUCAAAUUCUGAAGUCUGUUGUGUUCAGAGAUGUAUUUUGAAUUCAGUGAGGACUGUUAAAAUGUUACUUCCCUUUCAAGCACAUUUUCUAGAACUUGUAUAGCAGAAAUACAAGUAGAGCAACAAGACAUUUAUCUAAGAGACCAUUGAGAAGGACCAUUUUCCAGUAGAAAAAAAGACAUUUGUUCCUACCAAUGGAAUUCAGUUGCUUCAUUUGUGAGAUCCGCAGGGAACAUACAGUGGUUUUGAAAAAUCAUUGUACAGUUUGAAAAUAUCCACAGUAAAAGAUCUGAGCUCCAACCUAGCAUGACCUGGACAGUGUGGUAUUGUCAGAUGUUUUCUGGCAGUGAACUCUACAUAAUUACCCAUCCUGGUGUCUGUUAAAUCGAAGGAUGGUCUGCUGCCAUGUUUAUAUGCUAAUGCCCACCAAUGACAUUACUGGAAUGAACUAGAGCACUUAACACUGGGAUCUUCUUGCGCUGAAAUGACACGGUACAAAAUGUGGCAAUAAUAUAUGUAUAGGCAAAAAUGAUUUCAGUGCUGAUGUAAGUUUUUUUUUUUUCUCUGGGUCUAAAAACAAAUGUGUAAUAUUAAGAAAACAAUAUGAAGAAUUUUUAAUCUUAAGUAGAAUUGUAUUCAACAAUGCUUUAAAAUUUAUUUUAUACACGUAAAGAUAUGCAAUAGCAUAAAGCCAUAAAAAAAAGACCAUUAUUUUUGUAUAUCUGGACGCACGUGCGUAACUAUAGGAACUGUCCUUCAGACACCUACAUAAGUAGGGAAUAGCUUUGCCCUUCCAUAUGAAGAUGCCAAUUCAUAAAUAUGUCAAUUCCCUAACUAAUUAAUAGUGACAUAAAAGGAUCUGUAAAGGUAAAAAAAAAAAAUUAAACCAAAAGAAAAAAAAAAAAUAGGUGAAAAAUCCUUUUAGUUGCGGUGUCACAUCUGGAGCUGAGAUGCUAAAACAUUCACAAGACAUCCAGGAGUAUUUCUCACCAUUUAGACUGUAACACUGAAGAAGGCACUAGCAGGAGUCUGAAACAUUAGUGUUUUGUAAUUAUUAACAUUGUAUAUUAAAGGAACUUUCAUGAUUUAGCCAGAGCAAGCAGUUUGAAAAAAAAAAUCAACGUUUCCUCUAUGAUCAAAUUUGUUUUAAUCUCUUCGCAUUCUUUGUUGAAGAGCAUAGACUCAGGAGGGUGCAUGUUUCAGAAUAACAAUAUGGCAACAGUUUUGCAACAAUGCUUGUAAUAAUGUUAUACAUUUGUUGCAAAUACUGCUGCCACCUAGUGCUCAAAAGUGCACAAUUUCACUACAGCAUUUUAUUUUGAAAAAGUUAUGGAUUUUUUUGUAUGUUAAUCUCCAUCACAAUGGUUAAAUGGUUAAGGUUGCAUUCCUAGGAAACGCACACUCUGUAGCAUACGCAUGUAUUCCUGGGUCCCAUUUGCUCAUCAGCUGCAUCCUCAUCUGGAGUGGCACAAUAGAAUAAAUCUAAUUAUGUACCUAACCCAUUUCAUGUAAAGUAAAAUAUCAUUUAUUUUUUAUUUUUUUGUAAACAUUACACUAAUAUCCCUUUAAAUUAGAGAUGUGGGAACCUUGGCACUCCUGAUGUUUCAGAACUACAUUACCCAUGAUGCUUAGGCACUCUAAAGUUCAGCUAAGGAUCAUGGGAAAUGUAGUUCUUAAACAUCUGGAGGGCCAAGGUUCCCCAUCCCUGUUUUAAAUGCUGUAAAAACAUUAAUUCACCAAGCUGGGAUUAACAUAGCAUGAUUUAGCUUUUUAAAAGGUAUACAGAGUUCAAAAACUUCAUGCUGUAAAAAUAUUAAUAAUAUGACACCUAGUAUAUCACACCUGGUGAAACCUUAGUGUGCACAUUGAUCAAAUCAGAAAUAUCUCAUUCCAUUGUAAAAGCAAAUUAUCAGUUUUUUUGUUUUUAUUUCCUUGAGACUCAAUAGUUAAGGAAGUGUAUAUAUUAUUUAUCAAAACGUAUUAAAUAAAAGAUAGGUUAAAAAAAAAAGGAUGGCAUUUAUUGGAGCACAAUUCCAUAUGAUGCAUGCUUUGAACCUAACUACAGUGUCCGAGUUUUGUUAAGAUUUAGGGCGAUGAUUUAAAGCUCCAGUGAGAUUAUCUAAAUAGUUUCGUCAGUUCUGCAAAUUUUAGUUUUAGGGCUUUUAAUCUCACUAUGAGAGUUCUGGCUGUGGGGGAGACGCCUACAUGACAAUAUAAUCAUAAAGAAAGCCCACAAAGAUUUUGUAUGGUUUGCCUCCAUGUUGGCGAAUUUUUGUUCAGGCUGUGGUUCACAACGCAAGGAAGUCUCUAAACUACUGAAAGAACAAACAUUACUUUUAAAGGUCGUACCAAGUUGCUUGUGCCAAUGAAGAGUUUCCCCAUGAGUUUAAUAGGACCGCAUGAUCUUGAUAAACCAGGAUGCAUUUAGAGUACUUUUAAUCUAUACAGCAGUGAAAAUGAUAAAACCAAUAGAACACUAAAAAGACCAUUUACUAUUCUCAUCCAGAAUCCAUAAAGAUAACAAUAAGAAAAAAUGAAAUGCAUGUUUCUACGCGAAAGCUGCGAGUUUGGGCUUUUCUCAAAAGUCAUUUUGUGUUUUGCUAUUUGGAAAAAUUGUUGCAUUACUUUGUUUGUAGGAGCACAAUUUGUAUUAUGUUGAUACAAGACAAAGACAUCUGGGCUAUUGUUGCACAUCCUUAAAGGGACAUUAAACACUUUGAGAUGGUAAUAUAAAAUGAUAAAUUGUAUAUAACAAAACAACUCUGCAAUAUACUUUCAUUAUUUAUUUUGUCCUCUUUGUCUGUAAUUCCAUUCUGAAAUUGUGAGCUUUUCAGUUCCUGUUAGAAAUGGAAGUGCAGAACACUGUUAAAUCCAGCACAACCAUUGGCUGCACACUCUAAUGACCUAUGUGUAACUGACCCUAAUUGGCCACAGCAGAGAAGGUAACACAAGUUACAACAUGGCAGCUCCCAGUGUUUUAUAGACACUAAAACUUUACACUUAUUUUGUCACUUUUUAAACAACUAAUGAAACUUUAAAAAAUGCAUCUACAUGUUAGUCAUGGACUAAUCUUUUCUUUGAAUGCAUCAUUCUAUCUAGCAUGUAUUUAGUGUUUAAUGUCCCUUUAAGAAUCUCUGUACUUGUUGAGAAAUGAGUUAUUGUUGCACUUUAUGGGCUGCAUGUAGGAUUGAUGGUUGGAUGAAACGUGUAUAAUGAACAGCAGACAAUAAUAGGCGCAGAAUAGAAUGAGAGAUACGUAGAUUUAUCGGAAGGUUACGAGAGAUUUUAUUGUCCAAAGGCAAAUUUGAUGGUUUGUAGAAUGUGAUCAUGUUUAUUGUGCCAAACUAUAUUCUAUAUCAGUGAUGGGCUUGAAAUAGGGGCCACAGAUCAAUAUUUCAGAAGCCUUAAGGGUCACAUAUAAAUGUAUGGAUAUUAAACACAUACAUAUUAAUAUAUUUCCUAACACUGUCCAGUGGCACAUGGUAAGAUUUAGUUAAGGUUGCAGUUUGCCCUCUGUCUGACUCCAAAGGGACCUUUGUUCUGGCCACUUUGUUUGCCAAUCUACCAGAAGCCUGCAAAGCACACAUUCUUAGUUCUGCUUUUUCCUAGGGGCCACUACUAAAGAGGUCUGCAAGUGGUCCAAGGGCUGCCCUUUGGCCCCAACUCUUCUAAAAAGCUUUUCUUUAACUCUUUCAUGACUUGUAAGUGCUAGGAUACGAGAAGUGAGCACACAAUAAACAAGUGACACAAAAUCAUCUUGUAAUCUGUUUCAGUUUCAUGCUAGUGCCAAGUUACAAACAUAACCAAUGACGUAUGAAGCCACACUGUAAGGUUUUUCUUUUAUUUGAAGUCAGAUGUGAAAGAAAUGUCUAAACUCAAAAGACAUGAAUAUAUUUCACCAAAAAGAAGCUGGUACAAAAAAGGGGAAAUUAAUGGAUAUUUUAAAAGGACAAAACUUCUAUUUUGCAUUAAAUUUGCACUUUUUAAAGCUUCUCACAGAUAUCAUUAAAGGGAUAGUAAAGUCCAAAUUAAACUUUUAUGAUUCAGAUAAGGCAUGUGAUUUUAUACAACUUUCUAAUUUACUUUAAUCAUCAAAUUUGAUUUGUUCUCUUGUUAUUCUUAGUUGAAAGCUAAACCUAGGUAGGCUCAUAUGCUAAUUUCUAAGCCCUUGAAGGCCGCCUCUCAUCUAAAUGCAUUUGACAGUUUUUCACAUCUAGAGGGCGUUAGUUAAUGUGUUUCAUAUAGAUAACACUGUGCUCAUUCACGAGAAGUUAUUUAAAGGGACAUUCCGGUCAAAAUUUAAAUGCACUUAGAUGAAUUACAUCUUUGAAUAGAAACAAAUUUGCAAUAUAGAUGUAUUGGCAAAAAUUAUUCUAGUAAAAGUUAUCACUGUUUUAGUGUUAACAUUUUUCUCUGCAUGUGCACGUGAAGUAUAAAUAGAUAUUCUCACAGCUCCGGCAAUUUAAAAUACUGCAGCUGUUUAGAUCAUCAGUGGGGCUUGUAUCAUGUCAGCACUUAACAAAUUGAGUCAUUACCAGAUGUUAAAAGCACCGUAGGCUCUCUCAGCAAGUGCUGUGUUUAAAAUGCUGGUGCACGGUGCAUACUUAAAUACACUUUUGAAACAGCUAUAGCUUUUAUUAGAAGCAUUUUUGCUAAUGCAUGUAUAUUAAAAAAAUGCUUCUAUUCAAAACUACAAUAAAUCCAUGUAAAGUAAAUUUUUGGCUGGAAUGUCCCUUUAAGAGUCUGCACUAAUUCCCUAAAAUGCCAGUCUGUCAAAAGAUCUGAGAUAAGAAGGCAGUCAGCAGAAGCUUAGAUACAAGAUAAUUACAGAGGUAAAAAGUAAAUUUCUAUAACAGUGCUGGUUAUGCAAAACUGGGAAAUGGUAAAUAAAGGGAUUAUCUAUCUUUUUAAACAACAUCAUUUUGGAGUUUACUAUCCCUUUAAGGCAUAUGUCAGUAUUAUUAAAAGGGAAGUUACGUAUUUUGCUAAUAGCAAGGGUAUUUUUGUACAGUAUGGUAUGUUAUAUACAUUAAACCCUAACAGGGAUAUAGCCAGCCAAUCUAAUAUCAUGCUACUUACAAAAAAUCAGUGUUUCAGCUACAAGUUUGGAUAACCAGGAUGAAUAAACAACACAAAAUACAACCGUUUUAACCAGGACUAGAAAUACUUUAUUGGUAUAAUGUUUGGCAUGUCCUCAUAUGUUUUAAAAACUAUAUAUAAAUGAAUUAAAUUAAAUUUGUAGUGUUCUUUUUAUUAGCACAUUUUUUAUUAGAAUAUACUGUCUUACUAAGAAAAAAAUUAAACAUAUAUAUUUCCCUCA
Bombina bombina (fire-bellied toad) is the source of this 10682-nucleotide messenger RNA. RefSeq names its product dishevelled associated activator of morphogenesis 2 (gene DAAM2). The record is from RefSeq and is a predicted model, not a curated record. Lineage: Eukaryota; Metazoa; Chordata; Amphibia; Anura; Bombinatoridae. Gene Ontology annotation, biological process: negative regulation of oligodendrocyte differentiation; actin cytoskeleton organization; regulation of non-canonical Wnt signaling pathway. The transcript is spliced from 26 exons. Bases 1179 to 4421 code for a protein of 1080 amino acids. Gene Ontology annotation, molecular function: actin binding; small GTPase binding.